Molecule: messenger RNA, 195 nt
Organism: Bipolaris maydis ATCC 48331
Lineage: Eukaryota; Fungi; Ascomycota; Dothideomycetes; Pleosporales; Pleosporaceae
Source: RefSeq, a predicted model, not a curated record
GAUGGCACAUCACGUGACCUCGAGCCCCGCGAUAGUCAUCCUGUUCAUUGGGAUCCCGAGUGGCUUCCCAACUACUCUUUGUCAGACCCAGGGAGAGGAUCCUUCCUGCUGUUACUUGUAACAGCAGAUAGCGUGCAGGAAAAACAGAGUAAUCUAAGAAGGGUAGCGCCAUCCCACCAGAAGCCUUUGAACUAG